UUAAAUCAACACUAGACCCCUCAUUUGAUUUCUGCAUACCUUGUUUGCUCAUUUGUUCUCACAAUCUACAGUAAUGGCAGAGGUAGCUCUUUUAACUCUAAUUAAAUUGGUUUGUGAGAAGUUGGGUUCCAGAGUACUCGAGGAGCUCGGUGCUCUGUCCGGCGUUGAGAAGGAGUUCAGAAAGCUGGAGAGCACUCUGUUGAUAAUCCAAGACGUGCUUGAAGACGCUGAGGUGAGACAGGUGAAGGAGAAGGCAUUAAAGAGAUGGCUGAGAAAGCUCAAAGAUGUGGCUUUUGAUAUGGAUGAUGUCUUGGAUGAAUUCAUGGCUGAAGCUGAGAAGCGGAAGAUGGAGAAGGGAAUGAAGGCAAAACUGCGUAACUUUUUCAUCUCAGCCCCAAAGUUUCGUUAUAAAAUGGCUGGCAAGAUGAAGGAGAUCAUGAAGCGGUUGAAUGAGAUCAAUGAGGAAAGGUCUAAGUUUGAUUUGAGAGAAGGUAUUGUCAAAGAAGAGAUUAGUGAGAGAGAAGAGACUGGUUCGUUCGUUGAAGAAUCAGAAGUCUAUGGAAGGGUUGAAGACAGGGAGAAGAUUGUGGAUUUUCUGAUCAACUCAUUGUCAUCAUCAUCAUCAAGUGAAGCUUAUCUUGAUGUUAAACCCAUCGUUGGAUUAGGAGGAUUGGGCAAGACCACUCUUGCACAACUGGCCUUUAAUGAUGAGAGGGUAUGCCAGCAUUUUAGGAAAAGGAUAUGGGUCUGUGUUUCUGAUGAAUAUGACGGCAAGAGGCUGGCAAGAUCAAUUAUAGAAUCCAUCACUGGGACUGAGUAUAAUCUCAAAGAUAUGCAUUCGUUGCAGAGGAAUCUAAGAGAAAAGCUCAGAGGAGAGAGGUUCUUGCUUGUUCUGGAUGAUGUAUGGAAUGAGGACCACGAGAAGUGGGACAAAUUGAGAACCCUGCUCACUGGUUCUGAAGCGAGAGGGAGCAAGGUCAUUGUGACCACACGCAGUGCUAGAGUUGCUUCCAUUAUGGGUACCGUCUCUCCGCACUUGCUGACCGGGUUAUCAAACCAAGACUGCUGGGUUUUGUUUGAGAAAAGAGCGUUUGGUUUUGGUGGUGCAGUGAAGACACCGAACUUGGUGGCCAUUGGGAAGGAUAUAGUGAACAAGUGCGCAGGGCUUCCUUUGGCUGCCAAAGCUUUGGGAAGCCUGAUGCGUUUCAGAAGAGGAGAAAGGGAAUGGUUGGCUGUGAGAGACAAUGAGAUUUGGAGAUUGCCUGAGCAUGAGAACCAGAUCUUGCCAUCAUUGAGGUUGAGCUACAACCACUUGCCUUCACGCCUCAAGCCUUGCUUCGCCUACUGCUCUAUAUUCCCUAAGAACUAUUCGGUGAGGAAGGAGACACUGGUUCAGUUGUGGAUGGCAGAGGGAAUCUUUACCCGUGAUCACCAUUCAUAUGAAAGUGAGGAUGUGGGGAAUCGAUACAUUGACGAGUUGGUGGCAAGAUCACUCUUUCAAGAAGUGAAUGAAGACACUGAUGGUGUGGUGAGACAGGUAAAGAUGCAUGACCUCAUUCAUGAUCUUGCUCGCUUUGUUGCAGGUGAAGAGGGCUCCAUUGCUGAUGAAGCUUCAGGAUAUGCAUUUCAGCAAGGCUCUAGAUACUUGUCCUUUGUUUAUGACAGACCGAUAUUAGACAGCAAGCCACUACCAUUUCUCAAUGAAACAAACAAGCUGCGCUGCCUCUACUUCAUUGCAAAAGGGAAGAUUAACCAGCAAGAUAUCUAUGACUAUGACUAUGACUCUUUCUCCCUCUCUUCUGAUGAAGAAGACAUGAUAGAGGCGGAUAAUAGGCAAGACCAAGCAUCAAAUCUGCCGGAGCUUAAUGACAUCUUCUCGAGUCUAAAACUUUUGCGUGCAUUGCAUCUGAGCCGCUACCCACUGAUUAAAGAAAUUCCGGUUUUGAUAGGAAUGAUGAAACAUCUGAGGUACCUCAACCUCUCAAGCACCAACCUUGAAGUUGUACCGCCAUGCAUUGGCCUUCUUCAUUACCUCCAGACUUUGAAUCUUUCUUGUUGCGAAUGGCUUUGUAUGUUGCCGGAGUCUAUUGGUCAGCUCUCCAACCUAUCAACCUUGGAUCUCCAGUAUUGCUCAAGUCUGCAAUCCUUGCCAAGUUCCAUUGGUUACCUUGAGAAUUUGAGGAAGCUUGACUUGUCCUUGUCUCAGGAGAUUGAAGCAUUGCCUGAAUCACUGAGCAGACUCUCCAACUUACAAGUUUUGCGACUUGGGCAUUGUUACUGUGUGCGUGAGCUUCCACUGAAGUUGAAGGACAUGAAAAGUCUGAGUCAUCUAGAUGUAACUGGUGUUGCACUGACUUGCAUUCCUGCAGGAAUAGGGCAGUUAACUAGUUUGCGAAGUUUGCCGAUAUUUAUAGUUGGUGGAAGGACUAAUUGCAGUAUCAGAGAAUUGGGCGGGCUCAACAUUGAAGGGGAACUACACAUACAACAUCUUGAGAAUGUUACAGACCCUGACGAGGCAAAGGAGGCCAAUCUGGAAGCGAAGCAGGGUCUUCAGUCACUAAGUUUAUCAUGUGAUGAAAUUGCCUACAGAACACACGGACAAUCCAGUGCUGAUCACUUGCAUGACAUGGCCCCUCAAGCUGGCCUUGCUGAUGGUGUGCUUGAAAAUCUCCAACCAGGCACAAACAUUAGUAAGUUGGUGAUUGAAGGAUAUGUGGGAAAGAAGUUUCCCACUUGGAUGAUGGACUUACCGCUGCAGCUUCCCAAUCUGGUUAAUCUAACGCUAGAUUCAUGCAUUAGAUGUGAGACUCUUCCACCACUAGGACAGCUACCUCAUCUCAAAGUCCUCAAAAUGUUAGAAGAGUGGCGUGGAACAAGUGAAGGAGAGCUCUUUCCGUCUCUUACUAAGUUAGAACUACAUGACUGUCCUAAUCUAAGGUCUCUGCCAUCAACUUUUGCUACUAUUACCGAGUUGAUAAUGGUGAAUGCCAAUGAAAGGGUGCUGCUCAGUGCGUUCCAGGAUGGUGUCUUUCCAAAUUUGGAGGACCUGAGAAUUGGGUGCAGUAAGGAUACCAUUCCUCAAUUGCUUGAACACACGAGGCCCUUGCUAAGGAUUCAAUCGACAUCAGACUGGUGGUUUGACAGAGCCACAGAGCCCUCUCUGGGGCGUUGGUCGGUAGAAGAAAAUGGAGGUAGAUAAUUUAAGUGAGGCUGGUGCUUUAGUGAAUGAGAUAUUUUUGAGACCUUGUGCAGAGAACCGCAUGAGCUAAUUUAUAUACGAACUGUUCGUGUCUUUCAAAUAUAAUUUGUGAUUCAUUUUCAUUUUUUUUUUUAAAAUUAUACUCGAGGUAGUUUAUAAAUAAAUCAAUGCCUCUGUUGGCAUGUG
Messenger RNA from Dioscorea cayenensis subsp. rotundata (Guinea yam), 3385 nucleotides. Its product is annotated as putative disease resistance protein RGA3. Gene Ontology annotation, molecular function: ADP binding. Gene Ontology annotation, biological process: defense response to other organism. The transcript is spliced from 2 exons. Lineage: Eukaryota; Viridiplantae; Streptophyta; Magnoliopsida; Dioscoreales; Dioscoreaceae. Bases 74 to 3199 code for a protein of 1041 amino acids. The record is from RefSeq and is a predicted model, not a curated record.